This is a messenger RNA of Penicillium cataractarum, 888 nucleotides long. RefSeq lists its product as uncharacterized. The record is from RefSeq and is a predicted model, not a curated record. Lineage: Eukaryota; Fungi; Ascomycota; Eurotiomycetes; Eurotiales; Aspergillaceae. Gene Ontology annotation, molecular function: oxidoreductase activity. The transcript has 2 exons. The coding region runs from base 1 to 888 and encodes 295 amino acids.
AUGGCUGUUCACGCUCUUCCCCAACAAUCAACGGCAACUGCGGUUCAACUCGAUGGCACAAGUGAUGUACGACAAUUGCCUAGUCUGCAAACUCUCGCGUUAAGUCCUAAAGAGGAUAAUGCUGAGGUUCGCGAGAAAUAUCGGCCGUUUAUUCUUUCCGAAGAUGGUGCCGAGGAUUGGGUGGAGAGCCUUGAGUUGACUACUGCUCUUCAAAUGGCUGAGAAUAACCUCCGACUCACCAACCAGAGGUUGAAAGUGCUUGUACUCUAUGGAAGUCUUCGGUCAAGGUCAUAUUCCCGCCUCGUGGCCUUUGAAGCUUCACGAAUCCUUUUCCGCCUUGGCUGUGAUGUGCGCGUCUUCGAUCCCGAAGGUCUUCCGGUCAAGAACGACCGGGAUCAUAACCAUGCUAAAGUCCAGGAGCUUAGAGAACUCAGUGCUUGGAGCGACGGACAUCUUUGGGUCUCCCCGGAACAGCAUGGAAACUUGACCGCAGUGUUCAAGAACCAGAUUGAUUGGAUCCCCCUAAGCACUGGCAGUGUCCGUCCGACUCAAGGCCGGACCCUUGCCAUCGCUCAAGUCUGCGGUGGGUCCCAAUCAUUCAAUGCCGUCAACUCUUUGCGUAUCCUCGGCCGCUGGAUGCGCAUGUUUACCAUCCCCAACCAAUCAUCCAUCCCCCAAGCCUACACCCACUUCCCGGAUGAAGGUCAGCCGGGAGAUCAAAGAAUCAAGCCUAGUGGGAAUCGCGAUCGGCUGGUAGAUUGCAUGGAGGAGUUUGUCAAAUAUACCAUCCUGAUGCGGCCGCAUCUGGACCUUUUUGGUGAUCGUUUCAGCGAACGGAAGGAAAGGAGGGCCAAGGUUGCGAAGGAGCAGGCUAGCGCGGCUAUUUGA